Racocetra persica is the source of this 537-nucleotide messenger RNA. The record is from the annotation of a GenBank genome assembly. Lineage: Eukaryota; Fungi; Glomeromycota; Glomeromycetes; Diversisporales; Gigasporaceae.
UAACCUCACCUACAACCACACCACCAUCUCACGCCAACACAUAUAAUCCAUCAUCUCCUGCCCAUUUAUCGAGCCGAGUUACUCAACAAACAUCAUCGUCCAAUCAACCUAACCAACGUGGUCCCACGCCGGCUGGCAGCCAAUCUCCGAUAGUAACAGUAACGAGAAGACAUCAUAAUCAUCGUCACGGAGGCGAUAGAAGUAAGAAUUACCAAGGUGAUCCUUAUGUACAUCCUCAUACUCAUAUGCCUCAAGCACCACCAGUUCCUCCUGCACCUGCACCAUCAAUGUACUGGUCAAAAAUGAGGACUCAUGGUAAAAUUCCAAAAGCCCUCAGAGCGCAUACAGUAAAUUUGGUGGGUGAAUUGAUGUAUGUGUUCGGUGGAUGUGAUUCCCGAACAUGUUUCAAUUCUAUAUAUAUAUUUGAUGCUGACACGAUGUAUUGGAGUAAACCAAGAACUAUUGGUGAUCCACCGCCAGCAUGUCGUGCACAUUCCUCCACCCUUGUAGAUAAGAAGUUAUUUAUAUUUGGAGGAG